GUUAUCAAUACAAAUGUGCUUUAUGAGAAAUUGUGUAUAUAAUUAAUUUAAAUAAUUCAUGGCGGUUUUGCAUCGCGCUUUGUUCACUUGGUUCAAUUUGCUCAUAUUCUUGAUCUUACUUGUCUUGAGGCUUGAUCAGAGAAUACAAUGGAAUUGGUUCAUAAUUUUCAUUCCAAUGUGGCUUUACGACAAUAUUCUCCUUAUUUAUAUUGUAUUCAAUAUGAUUUCGUACUGCAAGAAUGUACGUAACUUUAGUUUGAAGCGAGAAACACGAUACAUGAUAGCUGUGAUCUUGAAAUUGUGUGCACAGAUUUUGAUUUGUCUGAAAUUAGAGGCCCCUCACUGGUCUCUACCAGCGAAAGCAGUAUUAGCACCAUUCUGGCUGCUUUUGCCAAUAUUAGCCAUAGAUGUUAUUUAUCAAUUAAUGUUACAAACUACGUAUUGAUAAUG
Molecule: messenger RNA, 450 nt
Organism: Trachymyrmex septentrionalis
Lineage: Eukaryota; Metazoa; Arthropoda; Insecta; Hymenoptera; Formicidae
Product: transmembrane protein 60
Exons: 2
Coding region: 59-445 (128 amino acids)
Source: RefSeq, a predicted model, not a curated record